CAACUGCACAAACUUACAGCACCAUGUAGGACAUUCAAUAUUGCAAGAAGAGAUAGGCGGAUAGGAAUCGCACUAUUGCUGCAAUACCAUCAUCUACUGGCCCGAGGAUGCCACUUGGGAUGACUCAGCCCCUUCAUCCGUGAAGCGUAACCGUGUUACCUUUAUGCUGUUCGUUUAAUCCUCCCUGAGUUCUUCCAGCAGGUAUUUUUGACACGGGACAUUAGGUACCUCACGACAAUGUGUGACCAAGUCAUGGCACUGGUCUCCCCCGAGCAUGUCCGCUCCAUUGUGUGGAUUGGACAGGAAGACGAUGACACUUUGAUGGAAAUAGACCAAGACCGAUACGAGCCUGACAGAAUGUUCACGUUUGAAGUUAGGAAAACCAAUGAGCAGGAAGAAGCCGUAAAGCCGCGUCCUGGAUUCAAGGCUACAUCCGUCCACAUAGCCAUGCCCCAGCCUCACCCGGAGGUAACAGAAGAUUCCGGACUGCAUAAGCCUUGGUUGUUACACGGCGAGACUACUCAAGGGUUCAUGACAAUCAACUAUCUACCUGCCACGCGGGUCAACGAUGCAUGGAAGCGCAGGUCUGUCACUCGCCUCCAGUUAGGUGAUUGGUUGUGGGUGUUACUCUUUUUGCCAGUUCCUGGAUUGUUCCUCGCUGAGUUGGAUGAUAUGGAGAAGCUUCCCGUUAUGAAAAAAGUCGUCGCAGGUUCCAGGGAUGCUGCGGUGGUGUAUUUCAGAUUACUUAUAACGAUGCAAACGACAACUUUUACUCAUUCGGCCCUGCGCAUACAAAUUGAUGAAUCUGUGGCCCGAGCUCAUAGGGAAACAGCUAUCUGUGACGAGCAGCAACUGGCCGAAUCACGAAAGACUGUUCGAAAGGGGCCAGAUCUGAGAAUAAGUUGAGCUGUGCCCCUGAAUAUCGCCGAGUCCUUCGUUUACAAAGUCAGAGGGGAUACAAUUCGGCUGGGCCAAUACAGUACCAGCUAUCAAAUUCAAAGAGGGGACUGUUAUGACGUC
Suillus clintonianus is the source of this 1020-nucleotide messenger RNA. RefSeq lists its product as uncharacterized. The record is from RefSeq and is a predicted model, not a curated record. NCBI's taxonomy places the organism in Eukaryota, Fungi, Basidiomycota, Agaricomycetes, Boletales, Suillaceae. The transcript is spliced from 3 exons. Bases 238 to 906 code for a protein of 222 amino acids.